AAUGAACCGCUUCGCAAUUCUCCUGGCUCUCCCACUUCUUGCUCUUGCUGCUACUCCAAAUGAGAAGCUGAAGCUAUGCUGUGCCACGUUGAAGGAUGCCGAUAAGGAGUGCGUCGAUCGAUUCUGUGACUUCAAUGCUCUUUCUCAAGCUAACAUUCUGAACUUCAUGUCGACUUGCGGAGAGCGUGGACCAACUGUCGGAGAAAUGUGGGAUUGUGCUUCCCUCCGUCACAACCACGAGGACUGCUGCAAGAAGGCCGGUGUCUCUGGAGAAUGCCUCAAGUACUGUACCGCUCAUAAGGGAGCUCCAUCCAACUAUUUGGACUAUGCUUUCUGUACCGAGAACUUCAACGAGAUCCGUGAUUGCUUCUACAACCAUUUGGACAAGAACGAGCCAUUCAAGAAGCUCUAAAUGGAAAUAUA
This is a messenger RNA of Caenorhabditis elegans, 423 nucleotides long. It is a transcript of the gene dbd-2, whose product is annotated as DB domain-containing protein. Lineage: Eukaryota; Metazoa; Nematoda; Chromadorea; Rhabditida; Rhabditidae. The record is from RefSeq and is marked reviewed.